AUGAGUUUUCAGCCCACUGUUAGUCAUUAUCGCCGUCACAAUGCACCAUUUACUAAAUAUUUGCCGAGACACUUAACAUUACAGCAAAUGUAUAAAGAUUUCAAGCAGAAAAAUCCAAAUUUUAAAUGUGGAAUUGAAUUAUACAGACAAAAUAUAAAAAAACUAAAAAUAUCAUUUCAUAUGCCUAAAGGUGAGAGCUGUGUAGAAUGCUCAAUGUAUGAACAAGAACUGAAGAAUUACAGCGAUAUUAAUUCGAUGCCUGAAAAAAUAAGAACGAAAUAUGAAAAUCAUAAGUUCAAAGCUGACUCUGCUUUACAAAGAUACAGAUUAGAUGGAUCAAGCAAAAAUUCAAAUAGAGUUAAAUAUUUAUCAAUGGAUUUACAAAAGGUGAUUAUUUUACCAGAGAUGCCUGAAAUUAAAGAUGCUUUUUUUAUGAGUCGUUUGGUUACGUUUAAUUUAACAUUUGCUCCAAUUGAAAAGAAGUCGAGCGAUUUUGCCAUAUGUGUCCUUUGGCAUGAAGCUCAAGCUGGACGAGAGGCGAGUGAUAUAAUGAACGCCAUAUAUGCUUUCAUACAGGCUAAUAGGGACAUGGAGCACUUGUAUAUAUGGGCUGAUAAUUGUACAGCGCAAAACAAAAAUUGGACCCUUUAUACUGCAAUGAUUAUAAUAGUCAAUAACUCCUUGAAUAAUCUUAUAUCAGUAACUAUUAGCUAUUUAACCAAAGGCCAUACUGACAUGUCCGCGGAUGCUGUUCAUGGCAAUAUCGAAAUGAAAAUGAGGAGGCAAAGAAAUAUAUAUGAUUUUCAGGAUUUUAAAGACACAGUGAUGCAAUCAAGGAGAAAUAUAAAACCUAUUGAAAUCAAUUGUAGAUAUGAGUGGCCUAAAAAAAAGAGAGUGGCACGUCUUAAUGAACCGCUAAAGCAAUUUAAUUUGAACUCUGUUGUGCAAGUCGAAUUUAGCGCUGGAUCAAGAAACCUUUUUUAUAAGACAAGAUUUGAUGAACCCCUCCAAGAAUUGGACUUUCUGGUAAAAAAAUUUAAUUGCACUGAGCUCCCUAAAAGUCUUGAUACCCCAAGAGGUAUUAAACAAAAUAAAAAAGAAGAAAUUAUAAAUAAAUUGGUAUGUUUGAUGCCGGAAUCAAGAAAAUCAUUUUGGAAUAAUUUACCCGUCAAUGACUCGUCUGCCGAUUUGACAAAUGAUGGACAAAUGUCUGCAGUUGAAUAG
Molecule: messenger RNA, 1224 nt
Organism: Parnassius mnemosyne (clouded apollo)
Lineage: Eukaryota; Metazoa; Arthropoda; Insecta; Lepidoptera; Papilionidae
Source: the annotation of a GenBank genome assembly